Trichoplusia ni (cabbage looper) is the source of this 3501-nucleotide messenger RNA. RefSeq names its product sodium-driven chloride bicarbonate exchanger (gene Ndae1). The record is from RefSeq and is a predicted model, not a curated record. Gene Ontology annotation, molecular function: sodium:bicarbonate symporter activity; solute:inorganic anion antiporter activity; monoatomic anion transmembrane transporter activity. NCBI's taxonomy places the organism in Eukaryota, Metazoa, Arthropoda, Insecta, Lepidoptera, Noctuidae. Gene Ontology annotation, biological process: transmembrane transport; bicarbonate transport; monoatomic anion transport. The transcript has 11 exons. The coding region runs from base 231 to 3500 and encodes 1089 amino acids. Gene Ontology annotation, cellular component: plasma membrane.
UUAAAAGCCUACAAAAAUAAUUCAAAUCCUUCUUUAAUUAACCGGCUCUCAACGACAAGUCUUAGGUUUAGCUGGUUAGGCAAUAAUUGAAUAAGUCACGCGGUUUACUGCCUAAUAGGUAGAGGCACAGGUUUAUACCUUAACUAGCUGACAGUAGGCCAUAGACACCGACGCGUCCUAGUGGAAACUCGCGAGCUCUACAUUCAAAUUCAAAUUACGAACAGUGAAUUAUGACGACGGUUAAAAAACUUAGAUUCGAUAUUCGGCCGUGGAACAUGGAGACGAGAGCUGAUGAUGACGAGGCGCCGACAGACCCCGCGGCGAGGAAGCACACGCACCAUGACUACACAGAACAGGACUUUGAAGGUCACCGCGCUCACACUGUGUUCGUGGGAGUACACGUGCCGGCUCGGAGACAUUCGCAUAGGAAGCACAAACACCAUCACCGCAACGGGGAAAAGGAUGUUGAAAGACCUGGGCCGGGGUUAAUGUCACGGGUCAGAAGACUAAGUGUUACCGAUGACGGCGAAACAUUAACACCACCAGCCCAAAGAGUGCAAUUCAUACUUGGUGAAGAUCUCGAUGAUUCCACACUUGAAUCCCAUCCGUUGUUCUCCGAAAUGGAGGAACUAGUUAAAGAUGGGGAUGAGCUCGAAUGGAAAGAGACAGCUCGCUGGAUUAAGUUCGAAGAGGAUGUAGAGGAAGGUGGCAAUCGAUGGUCAAAACCCCAUGUAGCGACAUUAUCACUGCACUCACUGUUUGAACUUCGAAGUCUCAUAUUAAACGGAUCAGUCAUCCUGGAUAUGGAUGCAAAUUCUUUAGAACAGGUCGCAGAUAAUGUUCUAGAUAGCAUGGUAGCCGAUGGCUCCUUAGGAUAUGAUAGCAGAGAAAAAGUCAAAGACGCUUUAUUGAGGAGACACAGGCACCAACAUGAGAGACGAAAUCAUAAUAACAUGUCAAGACUCCCUCUGAUCCGUUCUCUAGCUGACAUCGGACGAAACCACUCAUCAUGUAAAAGUGCAGCCCACGAUGAAGGAAUGGUCAAAAGUCCCAGCAGUAUAUCAAUGCAACGGAAUCACAGUACCGGUGAUCUUCCUAUGAACGGAGACAUAAAUCACAAAUGCAACACAAAUUUCAUGCGAAAGAUACCUCCAGGUGCAGAAGCAUCUAAUAUUCUAGUUGGAGAGGUAGAUUUCCUCGAAAAAACCUUGUCUGCCUUUGUUCGGCUUAAAACUGGAACAAUAAUGGGAGAUUUAACCGAAGUGCCUGUCCCAACAAGAUUUAUGUUCGUUCUCCUCGGACCACCCAACAGUAACUCCAGUUUCCAUGAGAUUGGCCGAGCUAUGGCCACUUUGAUGUCCGAUGAAAUAUUUCAUGAAGUUGCAUAUCGGGCCAAAAAGAGAGAUCAUCUUCUUGCCGGUAUCGAUGAAUUCCUUGAUGCCGUGACGGUUCUACCUCCUGGCGAAUGGGACCCGGCAAUUCGUAUUGAACCUCCUGCAGCUAUACCAUCACAAGAUCCACGAAAACGGCCAAAUGAUAACAAUCCGAAAGAAGAACUAGAUGAAGAAGAGGAAGAGGCAAGACAGAGGGAGGAAUCAGGGUUAGCAAGAAGUGGGAAAUUGUUUGGGGGAUUGAUAAAUGAUCUCAAAAGGAAGAUGCCUUGGUACUGGUCAGAUUUCAAAGACGCAUUAGCCCUCCAAUGUAUUGCUUCUUGGAUAUUUUUAUACUUUGCCUGUUUAUCACCUAUUAUAACCUUCGGUGGAUUAUUGGGUGAAGCUACUGGAAAAAACAUGGCUGCUAUGGAAUCUUUGAUAUCAGGAUUUGUCUGUGGAAUGGGAUACGGCUUCUUUUCGGGACAACCUCUGACAAUUUUAGGAUCAACUGGUCCUGUACUGGUGUUUGAAACAAUAGUAUUCGAAUUCUGCAGACAAAUUGGUUGGAAUUACAUGUCCUUCAGGUUUUGUAUAGGGACAUGGAUUACUAUCAUUUUAGUAAUAUUAGUAGCUAUUGAUGCAAGUGCACUAGUCUGCUACAUAACAAGAUUUACCGAAGAAAACUUCGCUACUCUAAUAGCGUUUAUUUUCAUUUACAAGGCGGUGGAAAAUGUUAUAUCAAUCGGUAAAAAGUACCCUCUUAAGACACGCCCCGACGAAGUUCUCAAUUAUGAGUGCUAUUGUUUGCCAAGCAAUUACUCUAAAGUGCCGGAGCAGUUUAAUUGGACUUCUGUAGACAAAGAGUCGUGUCAGCUCUAUAAUGGAACGCUAGCCGGCGGCGGAUGUGAUACGAAGGUUUAUGUACCCGACGUAUAUUUGAUGUCGAUUAUAUUAUUCUUGGGCACUUUUACUAUAUCUAUUAUAUUGAAAGACUUCAAGAACUCAUUAUUCUUCCCCUCGAAGGUACGACAGAUCAUUAGCGACUUUUCUGUCAUUAUUGCUAUCUUAUCAAUGUCCUUUUUGGAUUACAAAGUUGGUGUGAAGACACCAAAACUGGAAGUUCCAUCGGAAUUUAAGCCAACAUUACCAAGCAGAAACUGGGUCAUCACGCCAUUUAGUGGCAACCCUGUAUGGUCAGCAUUGGUUGCUGUGCUACCAGCCUUACUGGGAACUAUAUUAAUAUUUAUGGAUCAGCAGAUAACAGCAGUCAUAGUUAACCGUAAAGAGAAUAAGCUAAAGAAAGGCUGUGGUUACCACUUGGAUUUGUUUGUUCUGGCAAUUUUGAUACAAAUAUGCUCUGUGAUGGGACUUCCAUGGUUCGUAGCUGCUACAGUACUGAGCAUUAACCACGUGAACUCUCUGAAAGUUGAGUCGGAAUGCGCUGCUCCUGGUGAAAAACCAAGGUUCCUUGGAGUUCGAGAGCAAAGAGUAACUCAUAUACUAAUAUUUUUGAUGAUCGGAUGUUCAGUAGUUCUGACGCCUGUGUUAAGCCAUAUACCGAUGCCAGUUUUGUUUGGAGUAUUCCUUUAUAUGGGAGUGGCUUCGCUGAAGGGACUUCAAUUCUUUGACAGAAUCUUAAUUAUGUUCAUGCCCCAAAAGUAUCAGCCAGAUCACAUGUUCUUGAGACAGGUCCCCAUUCGGCGAGUUCACGUUUUCACUGCUAUUCAAUUGACUUGUCUCGUUUGCCUGUGGGUGAUAAAGUCAUUUUCCAUGACUUCAAUACUCUUCCCUCUGAUGCUAGUGGUAAUGAUUGGUAUUAGGAAGGCUCUCGACUUGUUCUUCACAAGAAGGGAGAUGAAAAUAUUAGACGAUGUGAUGCCAGAAAUGACAAAAAGGAAUCAAGAUGAACUUCGGGAGCUCGGCGACGCUGAGGAACCAACGAAGUCGAACCCGCCAGCGUACCAGGAGAAUCUGCAGAUACCUCUUAUCAAUGGCAAUAUAAUGAAUAUCCCUCUGACGUCAAUAAACAUUUCUGAGGAAGUUAACAAGACGGGAAUUUGGAAGCAGGUGAACAAUAGCAACAAGAUGAAAAAAGAUAACAAAGCUAAGACUGGAAAGAAAAAGUGAG